AAUGGUUCAAUUUCACGAGCACAUAAUCACAGAGCUUCUAGAAGACUCCAAUGGUGGCCUCGUCAUCCUUUCUUCAGGGCUCUCUCUCUCGAAGCUUGUCUCUUCUAUGCUCCUUCUGCACUCCUCUUCUCAGGGCACGCUCCUCAUCCUCUCUCCAUCUUCCGCGUGUCUCAAAUCAAGAAUCACCUUCAACCUCAAAACCCUAAACCCCAAAUUCAAUCAAAUUCCCGCCGAAAUCACUGCCGAGCUUCCCGCUCACCACCGCCACGCCCUUUACUCCUCCGGCAACAUAUUCUUCAUCACGCCGAGAAUCCUAAUCGUGGACCUCUUAACGAACAAACUACCAACCUCCAAAAUCUCUGGAAUCAUCAUCCUCAACGCGCAUUCGCUGUCAGAGACAUCCACCGAAGCCUUCAUAGUUAGGAUUUUCAGGUCUCUCAACCGCGAUGCGUACGUGCGGGCUUUUUCCGACAAGCCACACGCGAUGGUGUCGGGGUUCGCGAAGGCGGAGCGAACCAUGAAGUGCUUGCAGGUACGGAGGUUGCACUUGUGGCCGAGGUUUCAGGUGUACGUUUCGCAGGAACUGGAGAAGGAUCCACCGAAUGUGGUGGAUAUAAGGGUGCCGAUGACGAAGUACAUGGUGGGGAUUCAGAAAGCCAUCAUCGAGGUUAUGGAUGCGUGCUUGAAGGAGGUGAGGAAGACGAAUAAGGUUGACGUGGAGGAUUUGACGGUGGAGAAUGGGUUGUUCAAGUCGUUUGAUGAGAUUGUGAGGAGGCAGUUGGAUCCAAUUUGGCAUACUUUGGGGAAAAAGACUAAGCAGCUGGUCUCAGACCUUAAGACCUUGAGGAAAUUGUUGGAUUAUCUAGUCAGGUAUGAUGCAGUGACGUACUUGAAAUAUUUGGAUACUCUGAGAGUGUCAGAGAGUUUUCGAUCUGUUUGGAUAUUUGCAGAGGCGAGCUAUAAGAUAUUUGACUAUGCAAAGAAACGUGUUUUUCAUCUUGUGAGGUCAGAUGGUGUGAAAUUAAAUGGGAUGAUUAAGGGUGUCAAAAACAAAAAGAGAAAAGUUAAGGGAGAUAAGAACAACAUUGAAGAAGUUGAUGGUACUUCAUCAACAAGUUCAAAUGCUGGCUUAGUUUUGGAGGAAGUCUUGGAAGAAGCACCGAAGUGGAAGGUCUUACGUGAGGUUCUUGAGGAGGUAGAGGAGGAAAGACAAAAGCAAGGUGUGUUAAGGGAAGAAGUAUUGACUGAAGGUGAAGACACCGACAAUGGCAGUGUAUUAGUGGCAUGUAAAGAUGAACGGUCAUGCUUGCAGCUUGAAGAAUGCAUCACUAAUAGUUCGAAAAAGGUCAUGCGUGAAGAAUGGAAGAAGUACUUACUAAACAAAGUACAGCUGCGUGACAUUGUGCAUAAAAAGAAGAAGCCAAAGGAUCCAAAAGGUUUUGGGAUUCUUGAUGGAGUUACUCCCAUAGCACCUGUUCAGAAUGCGCAAACCAGCGGCAUUAGUAAGCAGGAACAUGAUGCACUUCUGGCAGCAGCUUCAGAUGUAAGAAAUCUUGCUGAAAAUGAUCUUGUUGUUGAAGAUGCUCCUCAGCCUGAUUUUGGUGGACGGGGUCGUGCAAAAGGAAAGAGAAAAGUGGGGAAUAGAAAUAGCCCAAUCAUUGGCUCUGGAGUUCAGAACAAUAAUAAAGAGGAAUUGACCAGUGAUGAAAUUGGGAUGUUUAAUUCAAAAAAUAAAGUCCAUGUAGAUGAAACUAAUCCUGUCAGUGGUGGUAGAUUUUGUGAAACCAUGCACGGUGGGACAUCUGUAGAUAACGUAGUUCUUCGAAGGCAUACUAAUCCUGAUGCUGUAGCAAGAAAUGGGAAGCCAUUGCCACCGGUACAUUUUUAUGCCCUAGAAAGUGAUCAGCCUAUACUCGACAUAUUAAAGCCCUCUAUAAUCAUUGUUUACCAUCCAGACAUGGCCUUUGUUAGGGAAAUUGAAGUCUACAAAGCUGAGAAUCCCUCAAAAAGGUUGAAAGUAUAUUUUAUUUUCUAUGAAGAUUCAACUGAGGUUCAGAAAUUUGAGGCAAGUAUACGUAGAGAGAAUGGAGCAUUUGAAUCUUUGAUCAGGCAAAAAUCUAUGAUGAUGAUUCCAGUUGAUCAGAGUGGGCAUAGUUUAGGAUUGAAUUCUACAUUAGAGUCAGAUUUAAAUACUCCUCAAAACUCAAUGACCAGAAAAGCAGGUGGGAGAAAGGAGGUUGAUAAAGAAAUGCAGGUCAUUGUGGACAUGCGGGAGUUCAUGAGCAGCCUUCCAAAUGUUCUUCAUCAAAAGGGAAUGCGCAUUAUUCCAGUGACCCUAGAAGUUGGUGACUAUAUCCUAUCACCAUUAAUUUGUGUGGAAAGAAAAAGUAUUCAAGAUCUCUUUAUGAGCUUCACGUCAGGUCGUCUAUACCACCAGGUGGAGACAAUGGUGCGAUAUUAUAGGAUACCUGUACUCUUGAUUGAGUUUUCACAGGAUAAGAGCUUUUCAUUCCAGUCUGCUAGUGAUAUUGGUGAUGAUGUCACACCCAAUAGCAUUAUAUCAAAGUUGUCAUUGCUUGCUCUACACUUUCCCCGGCUGCGAAUAAUAUGGUCUCGAAGUUUGCGUGCUACUUCAGAAAUAUUUGCUUCCCUGAAGGCAAAUCAAGAUGAACCAGAUGAAACAAAAGCAAUCAGAGUAGGUGUCCCCUCGGAAGAAGGAAUUGUGGAAAAUGAUGUGCGGGCUGAAAAUUACAAUACAUCGGCUGUGGAGUUUCUAAGACGACUGCCAGGUGUUACUGAUUCGAACUACAGGACCAUAAUGGAUGGGUGUAAGAGCUUGGCAGAACUUGCACUUCUUCCUGUAGAGAAGCUGGCGGAAUUAAUGGGUGGUCAUAAAGCUGCUCGGACUCUUAGAGAAUUUCUAGAUGCUAAAUAUCCAACUUUAUUGUGAGGCUAAUUAGGACAAUUCAUUUGUACAAAAGGUACUAACAAUUUAUUUUAGUCGUCUAUUAUUUCGAUUCUGCAUAACGGAGUUAUAAGGGCUUUCCCGUUCGUGGAAAACUGGUUAUUGAGUUAUUAACAUUUCUCUAUCUCACUCA
This is a messenger RNA of Gastrolobium bilobum, 3098 nucleotides long. Its product is annotated as DNA repair endonuclease UVH1. Gene Ontology annotation, cellular component: nucleotide-excision repair factor 1 complex. Lineage: Eukaryota; Viridiplantae; Streptophyta; Magnoliopsida; Fabales; Fabaceae. The record is from RefSeq and is a predicted model, not a curated record. Gene Ontology annotation, molecular function: single-stranded DNA binding; damaged DNA binding; single-stranded DNA endonuclease activity. Gene Ontology annotation, biological process: nucleotide-excision repair involved in interstrand cross-link repair; resolution of meiotic recombination intermediates; double-strand break repair via homologous recombination. The transcript has 9 exons. Bases 2 to 2950 code for a protein of 982 amino acids.